Molecule: messenger RNA, 5616 nt
Organism: Toxotes jaculatrix (banded archerfish)
Lineage: Eukaryota; Metazoa; Chordata; Actinopteri; Toxotidae
Gene: myo6b
Product: myosin VIb
Exons: 34
Coding region: 184-4005 (1273 amino acids)
Biological process (GO): vesicle transport along actin filament; actin filament organization; endocytosis
Cellular component (GO): ruffle; cytoplasm; actin cytoskeleton
Molecular function (GO): ATP binding; microfilament motor activity; actin filament binding
Source: RefSeq, a predicted model, not a curated record
GCCGCUGCUCCGUCCCGUCCUGUCUUGUCCUGUCCUGCUCCUGGAGGAGAGAAAGACCGAGAAAACUGGACUACAUCUACAGAUACAUAUCCGUAUGAGGGACUUGUUACUGUCUCCUUGCACGUAAAUUUUACUGUCUGAAGGAUACGAGUCUUGUGUAACCGUGCUGACUGGAGGUGAGCCAUGGAGGAUGGGAAGCCAGUAUGGGCGCCCCACCCCACCGACGGGUUCCAGCUGGGCACGAUCGUUGACAUAGGAGCCGACACGCUCACCAUAGAACCACUGAACCAGAAGGGCAAGACCUUUCUUGCUCCAAUGAGCCAAGUCUUCCCAGCAGAGGAUGAUGUCAACAAGCACGUAGAUGACAACUGUUCCCUUAUGUACUUGAAUGAAGCCACACUUCUCAACAAUGUUAGAGUGCGGUACAGUAAAGAUCACAUUUAUACUUAUGUGGCCAAUAUCUUGAUAGCUGUGAAUCCUUAUUAUGACAUCCCCAAACUGUACGGCCCUGAGGCCAUCAAGUCGUACCAGGGGAAGUCACUGGGCACUCUGCCACCGCAUGUUUAUGCUAUAGCCGACAAAGCCUACAGGGACAUGAAGGUUCUAAAGAUGAGCCAGUCCAUCAUAGUUUCUGGUGAAUCUGGUGCUGGAAAGACUGAAAACACCAAGUUUGUUCUCAGAUAUCUGACCACAACAUACGGAAGUGGUCAAGAUAUUGACGAGAGAAUUGUAGAAGCAAAUCCCCUUCUGGAGGCUUUUGGAAAUGCAAAAACAGUCCGGAAUAACAACAGUAGUCGCUUCGGGAAGUUUGUGGAAAUCCACUUCAAUAACAAGAAUGCAGUUGUGGGUGGAUUUGUCUCCCAUUACUUGUUAGAGAAGUCCAGGAUCUGCAUGCAAAGUAAUGACGAGAGGAACUACCACAUCUUCUACAGGCUGUGUGCUGGGGCAUCUGAGGACAUCAAGAAGAAGCUACACCUGGACUCUCCAGACAGCUUCAGGUACCUGAACCGAGGAUGCACCAGAUACUUUGCCAGUAAGGACUCUGAUAAACAAAUCAUGCAGAAUCGCAAGAGUCCCGAGGACAAUAAGCACCUAAAGAUCGGUGCUCUGAAGGACCCUCUUCUUGACGACCAGGGCGACUUCAACAGGAUGUGUGUGGCCAUGAAGAAAAUUGGUCUGGAUGACACAGAGAAGCUAGACCUUUUCAGGGUGGUUGCUGGUGUUUUGCACCUGGGCAACAUUGACUUUGAAGAAACAGGGAGCUCCUCAGGUGGUUGUGUCUUAAAAAAUCAGUCAGGCCAGACUCUGGAGUACUGCGCUGAUCUGCUCGGUCUGGACCGGGACGAUCUCCGUGUCAGCCUCACAACAAGAGUCAUGCUCACAACAGCAGGGGGCGCCAAAGGAACAGUUAUCAAGGUGCCUCUAAAGGUGGAACAAGCAAACAAUGCCCGCGAUGCCCUGGCCAAGGCAGUGUACAGCCGUCUCUUUGAUCAUGUGGUGAAACGAGUAAACCAGUGUUUCCCUUUCGAGUCUUCCUCCAACUUCAUCGGGGUGCUGGACAUCGCUGGGUUUGAGUAUUUUGAGCAUAACAGCUUUGAGCAGUUCUGCAUCAAUUACUGCAACGAGAAACUGCAGCAGUUCUUCAACGAGCGUAUUCUCAAAGAGGAGCAAGAACUGUAUCAAAGGGAAGGGCUGGGAGUGAAUGAGGUGCAUUAUGUUGACAAUCAGGACUGCAUAGACCUAGUGGAAGCAAAGCUGGUGGGAAUCCUGGAUAUUCUGGAUGAAGAGAACCGGCUUCCUCAGCCCAGCGACCAACACUUCACACUGGCUGUUCACAGCAAACAUAAAGACCACUUCAGGCUGACGGUUCCCAGGAAGUCGAAGCUGACCAUUCACAGGAAUCUCCGGGAUGAUGAGGGCUUCAUCAUCCGGCACUUUGCUGGAGCAGUCUGCUAUGAAACGACUCGGUUCGUGGAGAAGAAUAACGAUGCCCUCCAUAUGUCCCUGGAGAGCUUAGUGUGUGAAUCAAAAGACAAAUUUGUUCGAGAGCUGUUUGAGAACUCCAACACCACCAAGGACUUCAAACAGAAGGCAGGCAAACUCAGCUUCAUCAGCGUUGGCAACAAGUUCAAGACCCAACUGAACCUGCUGCUGGAGAAGCUUCGCAGCACUGGCUCAAGUUUCAUCCGCUGUGUGAAACCCAACCUGAAGAUGGUCAGCCACCAGUUUGAAGGAGCUCUGAUUCUCUCACAGCUGCAGUGCUCAGGCAUGGUGUCAGUGUUGGACCUGAUGCAGGGUGGGUUCCCCUCCAGAGCCCCCUUCCAUGAACUCUACAACAUGUAUAAGCAGUACAUGCCAGAUAAACUUACACGACUGAAUCCACGACUUUUCUGCAAGGCUUUGUUCAAAGCUCUGGGACUGAAUGACAACGACUUUAAGUUUGGACUGACCAGAGUCUUCUUCCGUCCUGGAAAGUUUGCAGAGUUUGACCAGAUCAUGAAGUCUGAUCCAGACCACCUUGCAGAGCUGCUCAAGAAAGUGAACAAGUGGUUGGUGUGUAGCCUCUGGAAGAAAGUCCAGUGGUGCUGCCUGUCUGUCAUCAAACUUAAAAACAAGAUGAGUUACAGAGCUUUGGCCUGCAUUAAGAUUCAGAAGACUGUCCGGAUGUGGUUGUGCAAGAAGAAGCAUAAGCCACGCAUCGAUGGAAUGGUAAAGGUUCGAAACCUGAAGAAACACAUGGAACGGUUCAAUGAGGUGGUAAACGUGCUGAAGGAGGGCAAGCAGGAGAUGGCCAAACAGGUCCAAGAGUUGGCCGCCUCCAUAGAUGCUCUUUUAGCUAAGAUAAAGACCACAGUGAUGACUCGGAAGGAGAUUGACACAGAGUACCAGGGGCUGGUGAAACGCUCAGAGCAGCUGCUCUCCUCCAUGCAAAAGAAGAAGCAAGAGGAGGAGGAGAGUGAGAGGCUGAAGCACAUCGAGGAGGAGAUGGAGAAAGAGAGGAAGAGGAGGGAGAAGGAAGAGCAGCGACGCAAACAGGAGGAAGAGGAGAGAAGACUGAAAGCUGAGAUGGAGCUGAAGAGGAAGCAGGAGGAAGAGGACAGAAAAAAGAGAGAGGAGGAAGAGAAAGUUAUACAGGCGGAGCUGGAAAUCCAGCUGGCUCUGGAGCGUGAGGAGCAGGUCCAACACGCUGCUAUACUGGAGCAGGAGAGAAGAGACAGGGAGUUAGCCAUGAGAAUCGCCCAGAGUGAGGCGGAGCUGAUCACUGAGGAGGGGCAGAUGGACGCAGGCCUGCGCAGUGAUGAGUCUUUUUCAGAUCUUCCUAUCUCCUCAUCCUCAGCCAGGGCCAUGGGUCCUCAGGUGCAGGCGACCAAAGCUGCUGCCGGUGUGAAAAAGUAUGACCUCAGCAAGUGGAAAUACGCUGAGCUGCGAGAUGUCAUCAACACUUCCUGUGACAUUGAGCUGCUGGCAGCCUGCAGGGAGGAGUUCCACCGUCGUCUGAAGGUGUAUCACGCAUGGAAGUCCAAGAACAAGAAACGUAACGAUGACGGCAGUGAUCAGAGAGCUCCUAAAUCUGUCACAGACUACGCUGAACAGAACCCAGCUCCUCCGAUGACAACCCAGCAUCAGGAAGUGGCCAUGAACCGCCAGCAGCGAUAUUUCCGCAUACCAUUCAUCCGGCCCGCCGACCAGUACAAGGACCCCCAGAAUAAAAAGAAAGGCUGGUGGUACGCCCACUUCGAUGGGCCCUGGAUAGCCAGACAGAUGGAGCUUCACCCAGACAAACGGCCCAUUGUGUUGGUCGCAGGCAAAGACGACAUGGAGAUGUGUGAGCUGAGUCUGGAGGAAACGGGCCUGACCAGGAAGAGGGGGGCGGAGAUCCUGCCCAGGCAGUUUGAAGAAAUCUGGGAACGCUGUGAUGGGAUUCAGUACCUCAAGAAAGCCAUUGAGAACAAACAGGCCCGCCCUACGUACGCUACCGCCAUGCUCCAGAGUCUCCUCAAGUGAACCACAGCACACAAGAUAAGCACACAAAUACCAAUUUAGUCCUGAAACAUGACACUGACACACACACACACACACACACACUCACAAACACAGACAUGCACAUUAAAAGGGCACAGUGUAUCUGCGGUUUGUGGGAUGAAAAGAAGUUAGCACAGAGAAAGACGAUGAAUCAUCUCCUUUUUAACUAUUUGUAUGUUGUUUAUUUUCUCUUUUUGUAUCUUUGUUUUUGCAGUGAAGCACCUUAUUGGUGUAGGGUUAGCGUUUGUGUUCAGUCUUCUUCUCAACCUAUGCUUGAAUACACACUGUGAGGCCUUAAAUAUCACUGCACAACACCAAGGAAGUCUUAACUGGUGCGUAACCUAUUCUACUGUAAUUAUAAACCUGAAACCUUAAUGGUCUGCAACAGGGACAAAAAAAUUUACUUUCAGAGAAAAGCUGAAUUUUAGUAGUGCGAAACAGUCUUGUCUUUCGAGUCACACGUUAUAGUCGUCUGAAAAUUAAGACCAUAAUUACCAUUAAAUGUCUAUACAUGCAUCUGAUUUGAUUAGAAAGAAUUGAAUUUUUCACACGAUGAUUUUCUCUCUCAGGUUUGCAUAAAAUACUUAAACGUGACAAUCAUGGAUAGAAGGUCAUACAACUAAGAGACAGAGAAUAAGUUAUAUUUUGAAAAAUUAUAAAAAACCUUAUACUGUAUUUUAUGAUAAGUGACAUAUUAAAGAUUCUAAUAUUAUAUUUCAUCCUCUAGCUACUACAAAUCUGACAGUAGCAGAUGAAACAAUAAUCUUGUGGUGGCUAAUUCUUAAAUCCUUUUCUUCUUGUAGUUGCAGAAUGUAUUUUUCUUCCAGAAUAACUUUUUAAGAAAGAUUUAUUAACUUGAAGAAGUGCUUGUUACCUCCUUUAUCCAUCCAUUAUGUCCUCACCACGUACACACACCUCUGCUGACUGAAAUCCUUGAAAAAGGACACUUUUUUUUAUUGUUGUUUAUCUAAUAUGCAAGAAGGGAAGUGUGCACGUUUCUUUGCAGUUUUGUGGGUUUGGGGUUGUUUUACAGAUCAUAAUGUAAUUUGUGUGUGUGAUGUGUGUUUGUUCGUGUAAUAUUUUAUUAAGCUGAUUACUUGACUCCUCUGUUGGUCAGGUCGUGAACACUUAAGUCAUCUCAUUGGUCAAUCAAACACUACCUUUGUUUAGACUCACACAUAUUUACUGAAAAGAUACAGUCGACUGUCUUGUAACUAAUUAUUCAUAUGUUCCCUUUUUGAUUGUCUGUUGUACUUUGGCCUUUGCACUGGACUACAGUAGAAAAUAAAUGUAUGCUCCCAUGUUCUUCAGUCUGUUCUCUGCUAAGUCACUGUAGACAAUUCACAAAGUUAGUAACACAGCUGCUGGUGGUCAGCGCUCUGUAAAUGGAUCUGACAUCCUAAUGCUAAUAGCAGCUAACAAGAUUAGUGUGUAGAUUAAUUAAACAACAAAGCCUAAUGUACUGCUGUUGUCGUCACCAAGCUGAGGCUCGCUCCAGUUAAGUGAUCAACUGGAUUAAAACAGACUAAAGGUUUUCAUUGGUGAAUUUUUUUAAACUUUAUUUUAGGAUCUUGCUGUAAAUUAAUACCAACA